Molecule: messenger RNA, 1176 nt
Organism: Abrus precatorius (Indian licorice)
Lineage: Eukaryota; Viridiplantae; Streptophyta; Magnoliopsida; Fabales; Fabaceae
Exons: 5
Coding region: 1-1176 (391 amino acids)
Source: RefSeq, a predicted model, not a curated record
AUGGCUAAAGUUGGUGAAGCUAGUGGUCCUGGGAAUAAUAAUCAAAAGAAUCCCAGGAGACUCUUAGGAGAAUACUCUCAACAACUGGGGUCUAGAUAUUUUUCCAGCAUUGUGAGGCCUGUUAAAGGAGUAGAGAUGAAGCCAGCUCUAUUAUCUUUGAUCACAUCAAACCAAUUUGCAAGGAUGGACCAUGAGAAUCCCUAUAAUAACUUGACUACCUUUUAUGAGUUGAAAAGCAAAAACUUGGCUGCAAUCUCAUCCAAAUCAAAGUUUAACCCGGUGGGAGGAUGUGGAAAGAAAGUUCCAUCAGUGCCAAGUCAGCCAAAGCGACUUUCUCAUAAGGAGCCAAUGAGCCUUUGUGUGAAGCAUGAUGCGCUAAUGAAGGAUUCUGAAGAGGCCAUUACAAUCAUUGAUGCAUUAGCAGCUAGUGAUUUUCAAGCCCAUCAUGAUAGAAGCAACCCUCUACCACCAAAAAGAAGGGUUCUGGAGUUAGAUACUCAAAAUGUCAAUCCAAAUAAGCACUGCAAAUCUAUAACUACAAGGAAAGGCACUGUGAUUGGUAAAGGUAUAGGUGAUAUCUUGAAUCAGGAAGUUGAGGAAAGAGGGAAGAAGAAAAAGAAAGAUAAGGAAGUAGUGAAAGUCCCUCCUAUGAAAAAUCUGCCAUAUCCACAUGCUCCAUCUAAGAAAGAUAAGGAACGACAAUUUACAAGGUUCCUUGACAUUCUCAAGAGGCUUCAGAUCAAUAUCUUUUUUACAGAAGCUAUGGAGCAAAUGCCCACUUAUGCUAAGUUUAUGAAAGAGCUUCUAACCCAGAAAAAAAGAUUGAGUGAGAAAGAAACAGUGAAGUUGGAAGUGGGACGUAGUGCUAUCAUUCAAAGAUCUCUACCUCAAAAGUCUAAAGAUCCAGGAAGUUUCACACUACCAGUGACCAUUGGGCAACUUGCAACUGGAAAGGCAUUACUAUAUCUGGGGGCCAGCAUUAGUCUUAUGCCUUUAUCUAUGCUUAAGAGGAUUGGUGAUGUGGAGGUGAGACUAAUAAGAAUGACCCUACAUUUAAUUGACCGAUCUGUCAAGUACCUUUAUGGGAUUGUAGAAGAUCUCUUGGUGAAAGAUGAUAAAUUCAUGUUUCUAGUAGACUUUGUGGUAAUGGACAUGGAGGAGGAUUCAGAAGUCUGA